Molecule: messenger RNA, 6927 nt
Organism: Larimichthys crocea (large yellow croaker)
Lineage: Eukaryota; Metazoa; Chordata; Actinopteri; Sciaenidae
Gene: bmp10
Product: bone morphogenetic protein 10
Exons: 2
Coding region: 393-1883 (496 amino acids)
Biological process (GO): BMP signaling pathway
Cellular component (GO): extracellular region
Molecular function (GO): growth factor activity; cytokine activity
Source: RefSeq, a predicted model, not a curated record
GAGAGCAGAGCACAGAGAGAAACUGACAGAGGAGAGGACACAACAGAAAUGACUCAGACGGACAAAGCCAAGCCUCGGCCACCCUGUCACCGGAACUGCAGUCCUGUUGCAAGGGACAUCAAAAGGUGUGCAUCACAAUAAAUGCUGUGAGAUCUGGAAGAGAGCAGCAGGAAUACACAGAGAGGCUCACACUGGUCGAUGCAAGGGUCAACAGCACUACCGUCUACUGUCAAGGAGCCAGAACUUUCUAAGCAUACAGAUGAACUGACCAUGAUUUAAACCUUUGGAUUAAGCCAUUCAGGGAUUACAAUCAUUUUAUUUUACCACUGCAUCAGACCAUUCACAGAUAACCCAAGAGGGCAUUUAAUAGAAAGCUGCAGAUUGUUGUUCCCAUGGCGAGCAUUUGGGUCUCUAAACUGGGAACCAUCUGCAGCUCCAAGACUUUGCUUUUGCUGUUUUCCAUCCUGCUGUUCCAGCAACCUUUCUGUGGACAAAGCAACCCGAUCUCCAACACCCAUCAGAGGCAUCGCCCUGCUCCGGGGCUGGGAGACGGGCAUGGAGGAGUGGUGGAUCCAUCAGUGCUGGAGCAGGACAACACCAUGAGCAUGCAGAGUCUGCUGGAGAGCCUGAAAGAACAGUUCCUGCGGACUUUCAACCUGUCUGGCUUGGGUUCUCCUUCCCUGCCUCCUAGAAACACUCGUGAAGAGCCACCUGAGUACAUGAUGGAACUCUACAACCGUUUUGCUAACGACCGCACAUCCAUGCCUACUGCCAACAUCAUCCGCAGCUUCAAAAAUGAAGAUUUAUCUCCGAGUGUUGUGGGUGUUGGAGGAGUGAGAUGUCACCCACUCCUCUUUAAUGUGUCAGUCCCACAUCAUGAGCGCAUCACAGCAGCAGAGCUCCGCCUCUACACCCUUGUCCAGACUGACCGCCACCUCUAUGCUGGUGUCGACCGCAAGGUCACUAUCUACGAGCUAGAAUUGCAUGACGGAGAUGACAACAUGACUGAUGAAAAUACUGUGAGAGGUGAUGGAUUCAAAGGAGGCAGAGAGCGCAUAGAGCUGAUGGAGUUGGCUUCACGCCAGGUCUAUGGCACCGAUAACGGCUGGGAGGCCUUUGACCUCAUGUCUGCUGUUCAAAAGUGGCGCAAAUCUGAUGCCGGUACUACACACCGGUUGGAAGUACAUAUUGCCAGCAUGGUUAGUGAAGAUACCGCCAAUGGUAUGACAGCGGACACCAGAGACAGGGAUCCACCUGAAGGGGAUAUGAAGAUUGACACCAGUCGUGAAGAAAAACACAAACCUCUGUUGAUUGUUUUCUCUGAUGACCAAAGUAGCGAUCACCGUGAUGACAAGCGCGAGCUUAAUGAGAUGAUUGACCAUGAAACUUCUAACAUGGUUCUUGAGAAUGACUUGGGGAUGGGCCUGAAUGAUCUUUGGGGGGAGGUGGGGAUGGGCAGGGAUGAACGAGGUGAAGAAGUUGAGCCAGAUGAAGAGGACCUCAUCCAAAUGCGCUCCAAUCUGAUCUAUGACACAGCAUCCCGCAUUCGUCGCAAUGCCAAGGGAAACCACUGCAAGAAACAAUCUCUGUACGUAGAGUUCAAAGAUAUUGGAUGGGACAGUUGGAUUCUCGCACCCACCGGUUACGAUGCCUUUGAGUGCACUGGUAUUUGUUCUUUUCCGCUGACAAAGCAUGUCACACCCACCAAACAUGCCAUUGUCCAGACUUUGGUCAACAUCAACAGUCCCCAGAAGGCUGCACGAGCUUGUUGUGUGCCCACUAAGCUGGACCCCAUCUCCUUAUUGUACCUAGAUGACACAGGUGUGGUCACCUACAAGUAUAAGUUUGAAGGCAUGGUGGUGGCUGAGUGUGGCUGCAGAUAGUUCAUGCUUUGAGUUUAACUCUUCAUAAAGUCUUACAGUAGGAGGAAAGACACAGAAAUCACAAUAAGCUAAACUGUCAUUAAGAAAAGGAGACUUGUUGGAAUAUCUGUAAGAGUUACUCAGUGAGAUUGGAAGUGAACAUUCACUAUUCAUAAAGACUAUGUGUACUCUGAAUGUGUGUCAGCUGCCAUCAGUCAGACAGUGGAGAGACAGAGGACCACAGAUUCACAGUCAGCAAGUUGCCAAUAGUAAUGCCACGGAUGUGCUCAUACCCACAAGAAUAAAAAGGCACAAGAUUUGUCAAAGGACCGAACCAAGCACAUUCUACAGUGUGUGCAGCCUGGUGGGAACUAGUGCAGUUAACUAACAGUUAUCCCCCUCCUCCUCCUUCCUCCUGACUUUUUUCUUCCUCUCCACUUAUCUCUGGCCUCCCCACUAGAUGCAAACACUAAUCAGCACUUCAUGUGUCCUGGCGCAGUGAAAUGACCUUCCUGAGACAACCUGACAAGACAUGAACUCUCCAGUCCCACCUCCUGUCUCCUGCAGCCUCCUGAUACGUAGGCGCUGUGCAGGGGUCCUAGUGGCAGGGUUAUCUAUCCCAACCCUGUUUCCCACUUCAUAUGUCUCUAUUCCACUCCCCCGAGCUGCAGUGAUAGCAAUGUGUGGGGGGCUGAGAAACAUGUAUGCCACCACUCAGGCUUGGAGAACUGGACACCAUUCUGGGCACCAUUUCAGAUGGUGGAACGAGGGAGUGGGACAGAACGAGGGGGCAGGGGUUGUCCACAUUCCUAGGCAACAAACUAUCUUAACUGGAUGACUCUCUGACCUAGCACCAUGUGCCCCAAACAUAUUUCCAGCUCCUAAGUUGAGUCACAUCACUUUUAUGGUAGGAAAUUGCCUUUUUGGACAUUAUAUGAAGGCCAAAAUCAAGAGUGGUAAGGGGACUUGUUAUGGAUACCCAAAGGAAAUACAGUUACAGAAAUACAGUUCCUUUUGUUAAAAGCAUUUUGAUACCUCUGCUGCUUGUCUCAAAGAAAGACUAUUUAUUGUUCUAAUUUAUUAAUUUUUACAACAGAAUAUAACUAUAUAUGUACAUUUGUAAGUAACGUAGCAGGGUUUGUAUCUGUGACAAUGCAUUUGCAACACAAACUUAAUAUUGUUGGGAAGAGAAAUCAUAUUUCUAAAACAAUAAAGAACAAUAACUUAACAAAUCCUAAAUGAACAGCCUCCUUAAUCAUGAAUUGCCACACAUUUUUCCAUGCAGAAUUGUAUAUGAUCCAUUCUCCAUGUUACAAUGAUCAAUUAUCAGUCAAACUGUCAACUUUCAUUUCCUUUAUUUUAGGAAGAAGCUGUUUGACCAGUGAUAAUGCAUUGCAGACAUUCAGAUCAUUCAGUUCAACAGUAUCAGCUCACAGGCCAUAGUUCAUACAUGACACACAAACAAAGAACCAUGGGAAACUGAGUGGAGGGUCUGCUAAUGAACAAAAUGGACGGUCUGCUGCUCACACUGACAGCUAACAGAUGCAAACAGCUGUGAUAGAAAACCUGUUCGUGAAGCGUAAAUGUGAACAAAAAACAAACUAAUCUGGUCUGGACAGUAUUUCUGUUUUCGCAAAAGAUUUUAUGAAUGUUAAACCAGGUUGCAAGAGCAUUGUGUUGUUCAUGUACCAAUGCACACUGAAGAUAAAUAAAUGAUACAGAUCUGAAAUGUGUAAAAGAAUGUGUGUCAUGUUCUAUGAAAGGGGAGAUGACUAAGACUAACAUAUAGAAAUGUAAAGAUUUGACUGUGGUCGGGAGGUGACUUAUACAGAUCUAGGAGAAAGCAAACAGAAGAUUGAUACCACUUUCAUGAUUAUACGUAAAACAUGAAGCUAGCUUAGCUUAGCAUAAAGACAAGGAGGAGUAGGAAACAGCUUGUCUGGCUUUUGCCAAAGGUAAAAUAAAACAUGUCUAAAGCUCACUAAUAUCAUGUUAAUCUUGCAUGAUUCGUUCAUAAAAAAUGAAGUGAAACAACAACAAUUUGUAGCUUUAUAGGAGGUUAUAUGCUGGACUAUUUCUUUGCCGGGUGCAGUGACUUCCUCGGGUCUUGUCACUGCUGUGAGGUCGUCAGGUGAUUGGCAGAGAAUUGCUGAGCUUAGGAUAUUGGUAGUUGGGCUGUUUUACUUUGGACAGAACCAAACUUGAUGUUUACCCUGUUUCCUCUUUCUCCUGUCUGUAGCUUCAUACUCAGUGGACAUAUAUGAGUGUGGUGUCAAUCUUCUUAUCUAACCCUUGUCAAGAGAGCAAAUAUGCACAUUAAGCGGCCUUUGCAACUCCUGACCAGAUAUUAUAGAGAUUAGCAUAGUUUUAUGUUGCAAAAUGCAGCUGAGAGGUAUAUUAUGAGGGAAAUAAGUUAUGCAAUCAUUAUACAAUAAGUAAUAAUGAUGCAGUGCUACCUCCUAGUGUCUCAUGAAAUCAGAUUUAUGUUAUUUAUUUAUUCAUUUUUUAAAUAUUAUUUCUUUGGCCUUUGAUUUAUUGAUAGAUAGAAGAUAGACAGGAAAUGUGGGGAGAGAGAUGGGGAAUGACAGACGGGAAGGGGUCAGGUUGGGAUUCAAACCUGGGCCUCCGCAGUGAGCCUUCACAUAUGGGGCAGCUGCUCUACCGACUGAGCUAAACACCACCCCUAGAUUUAUGUUAUUUAUGUAGAUGACUGUACAGUAAAAUAUAUUUCAACAGUGUAUCGUAACUGAGGUUGCAGUUGUAGAGGCUUGUUACAGUCAUGCUGUUCAAAUCUUUCUCAAAAAAGUCUUUGGCAACAGCCCACUAAUGACAAGUGCACUGAGAUGUUUCAGAAAGCAAACAAAUCGGAUACUCAUGCAAGAUGAGAGCAGAGGUCAUCUAAAAAUGGUUACAGACCAGAGGGCAAGAACCUCCAGCCAGUUACUCUGACAACAGAGAGUCUCAGCCAAGUAAAGCUCACUAAUUGAAUAUUUACAGAAUGGUGCAAGAAAUAUGAAUCUGGCCUUUGUCACUGAAUGGCAAACUUUCUGGAAAUAUGAUGAACUGGGAAGGUUUUAGUAUUUGUGCUAAUGAUAAGGUCUGGUGCGCUCUGUGCUUUUUCUCUGUCUUGUUUAGACAUGCCUCCAUCUGUCGGUUUAGCCUACGUGAUUAACUUAGGCGCACACCUCACAGAAGAUAAACAAACUGACGACUCCCAAUGUACAGACAAUUAAAAGUACUUCAGAAUCCUACAAUGCCCAAGUGCCUGACAUCAUGACGUUGGCUGCAGGAAUGCGACUGUAAACAUGUGUGUGUCAUCCAAAGCUUGCAUGGCUCGCCCUGACUCUGACAUGGGGACUGUAAUAAGGCCUGAUUGUUUCCGUUUUAGGUCACAUGCUUAUCAUUCCAUCUCUUGGCAACAACACCACCCAGUAGUCAUCGCUUACUCUUUCCUCUGUGUCUCUUCAUUUCCCAGGAAAAGUACAUUUGCUUACUCAGUACUGCAUGGACCACAAGAGUGCCUCCUAAUGUGUAAACACCUUUUAAGAAUUAGCAUUGAACUGUGAUGUUGCAACAUUUCAAAAAGCCCAAUGAAAAAAACAGUGAUUUAAAACAGAUGUUCUUUGUAGUUCACAUGCUUACACAGGCCUGGAAAUGUGAUCCUCAGACUGAUUUAUCAACAAGAUUACUACAUCACUGAAGUACAAAUCAAGACAAUACUGUGAUGAUGGUGAUGAUGAAUGUUACAUUUUAACAGAAGUCAAGACCAUGGCUCAAGUGAAACAAUGAUUCAUAAACUUCUUACCGGUUUCUAAGAAUUGCCCCUGUUUCCCAUGCUAAGUCAUUGUCAUACCUCAUGGUAUUGUGAAAGGAGCUUGAACAUUCUUCAGUUCUUAUUUUCCUUUUUCAAAUGAAAAGGGCAUUAAUGAGAAGCGCUUAGACAUCCUCUGGCAUGAACCCAGCCAAAUUCUUAGUAAAAUAAACAUAUAAUAAUGCCUUUCUUUUUACAAAAACUGCACUUGCAAAUCAUAUCUGAAAGGCCUCUAAUCUUGAAAACACAUGGUUUUUAUUGCUUAGUCAAAUCCCAGCGUAACCAUAUUUAAGGAGUAAGUAGACAGCUGAGAGGCCCAAAACAUAAAAUGCAUUAACCACGGCAGCAGCACAACAGAAACCUGAGCCUGAGGUGAACAAUGAUACCACCAAGUCUGCAUCUCGAUUUCUUACAUUUUUACAUGCUCAUUCUCAAACCCAAUAUUUGGGUAUAGUUCAUGCUCACACUGGAGACAGUUCCACUGCAAUAUUUGGGUUUCACAAAAAUAAAACAAACCAGUUGCACAUUUCUGGCAUCUGGUCAUCCCUUCACUGUCCUCAUCUUGUGAUACUUGCUGUAGAUUUAUAGUUUAUGGGCUUCAGAAUAAUGGGCCAUCAGACACCAACUAACACAUUGCCUCUUGUUUGUUUAAUUUAUACAAAAAUUUGUGGCCUUAUUGAUUUUUAUAUGCUAGUAUUUCCUAACCCACACUACACCCUUAUAAAUAAAGGUCAGAGAUUUCCAAAGAACAUUUAAAGAUGAUUAAAAAAGCGCCAAAAGACCUGCAAUUGUGACUUAAAUAACUUCUGCGAAAAGGACAAAAAAUGUUCCCUUUAUCUACACAUUAAUAGUGACCAGAAUGAGUCCAAAAAGGUAUUUAUUGACUGCUUCAUUGACCCAAUCUGUUGUCUUCCCUUUGCACCCAUGAAGUAAUGCCUUGCUGCAAAACAGCUGUAGAUGUGUACACUAAAAUGGCACUUGCAGAUUUUACAUGGUAAAAAAAACCCACAUGUGAACAUAAUGAUUGUCCAUGAAGUGAAAGAUCAUAGUCUUGUUAGAGGAACUGGUCACAACUCUCAAAGUGUCUUGAUAUGUGACUGAAAUGGCAGUAGUUGAUUGGUUUGCUGUAAGCUGUGGGAUCAUAUGUUCCUCGUGUGUGUCUUGUGUGUGCCAAUGAAAAGACGAUCAGGAACAAACAAAAUCCUCAGGAAAUAUCCUUCAUUCCAUCCUGUAUGCUUUGCAGGAUGCAACAGU